AUGAACAUCUCCAGUGAGAUCUCCCCCACUGAUGAAUCAAAUUCUUCGGAUUACUUAUUUUUCAAUGACACAGAGGUGGGAACUCAAAUCUCAGUGGUUUACAUCAUCAGCGUGCUGCUGGGUUUUCCUACCAACUCCUAUGUGAUAUGGCUUAUUGUAACAGGAACAGGGAAUGGACUUGCUGCAGAGUUCUUCAGUCUCAACCUCUCAGUCUGUGAGAUCCUUUUAUGUCUGAACUCUUUCUUGCAUCUUCUCCCUGAAAAAGGUCCAAAUCUGAUUUAUGUUAUUUUAGUUACACAAGGACUGGGCAACACUGGUCGUCUUCUGUUUCAGUGUGUGAUCUGUUUUGAGCGUUAUUUGGCAGUGAUUCGUCCUGUAACAUUUCUGAAGUUCAAACCCCUCAGAUACAGAGUGAUCUGUUCUGUUAUUGUCUGGGUGGCAACUUUUGGCUGCUGUGUGGUCAUUUUUGUGCUUUUCAUCUCAUUCCGCAAUUUGUUCCUUGGUUUCAUCUUGGCAGUGUUCAUCCCUAUCCUCUCCAUUCAGUUGUUUUGCCUUUCAGCUGUUCUCAGAGCUCUGAAGAAGUCAGCACCAGGAGAGAGGGGGAGAGAGAGAGAAGAGAAAAAACACAUGAAGAGAAGAGCAUUUUAUAUCAUUCUAAUAAUCACUGUGACCAUGGUUAUCAUAUAUGCUCCAUUUGUUAUUUCCUUACUCCUCUUUUGGAAUUCAACAGAAAAUACUGGUGUGGUCAUUUAUUGGCUCGCCAAGGUUUACAAUACUGCAGCUUCCCAUGUGGUCCCAGUCGCUACUGCUCUGGAGAUCCCAGAGGUCCCUGCUCUGGUCGUCCCAGAGGUCCCUCUGCUCCCUGCUCCUGUGAUCCCGGAGGUCCCUCCUACAGAGGCUCCUCUGUUCCUUUCACCUGAGUCUCAUGCUGCUUUGCCCUCUAGAGAGCUCCCUUUUUGUUUGCCCUUGACCUUGCAUGAGUCCCCAGCUGCCAUGCCAGGGCCCUCGCUUGAGUCACCUGCUUUGCCAUUGCCCUUGCCUGAAUCCCCUACUUUUCCAUGGCUUUCCCAAAUCCCCUGCCUUGCCAUUGCCCUACUGGUCUCCAGCCUGCCUGCCAGCACUCCCAUUGUCUCCUGUAAGCCCAUUGGCACUCCUGUGGCCUCCAGCCUGCCUGCCCACCUGUGCCUCUAUUUCCCCUUGUGGUCUCUGCUCUCUCUUGAUCCCCUGUGA
Messenger RNA from Myxocyprinus asiaticus (Chinese sucker), 1230 nucleotides. Its product is annotated as C-C chemokine receptor type 2-like. Gene Ontology annotation, biological process: phospholipase C-activating G protein-coupled receptor signaling pathway; positive regulation of Rho protein signal transduction. Gene Ontology annotation, molecular function: G protein-coupled receptor activity. The transcript is spliced from 2 exons. The record is from RefSeq and is a predicted model, not a curated record. Lineage: Eukaryota; Metazoa; Chordata; Actinopteri; Cypriniformes; Catostomidae. Gene Ontology annotation, cellular component: membrane. The coding region runs from base 1 to 1230 and encodes 409 amino acids.